AUGUCAAAUUACCAACAAAAAAACAAUGCUAUUGAUGAAGAAAUCUCAUCAAUCAAUCAAACUAAGUUAUUUACAGGCGAUUCGUCAACAGUAUCCUACAUUUCUUUUUUAUCCGAUGAACCACAACCAAGUGACCUUGAUGAUAAUUAUCAAUUUCUUGACAACACCCAACUCGAUUCUCAAGAACAAAAAAAUCAAUCAUUAGAAAAAAAGUCGCAAUCUGACACUCCCUUACUUCGCAAAACAUCACCUGACACGCAAUUGCUUUCUAGCAGUCCAUCUGAAUCAAUCAUAGUUAAGGAUGAUUUACGAUCUACAACUGAGAAAGGAGAAAACUUAUUACUACAUGAAGUUACCCAAUCUCAAGAUUAUAAAUCGAAACGACCGCCACCGGAUUCAGAACAUUUUAAUCGCACGAUAUACACGGAAGAAAUACUAUUGUCCGACAAUGAUUUGCGAUCUUUUCUAGAAGGUCGAACGAAUCUCUCAAAUAAUCAAAAAGCACGGAUUGAGGCUUAUUUAAGUAAACACUCGGCAUUCAAUCGAAGUGCUUCUUUAAAAUAUAUAACCAGUACAAAACUACCAGUCCACAAAUAUACACUUGAUGACAACCUGUAUCCUGACUAUAAAAGCGAAGAUACACAGUUACAAGAUCAUGAUUCAAAGACGCCAUCAAAUGAUUCGAAUGCUUUGAAUUACACAAUAGACCAAGAACAAAUACCAUUCUCUGAUCAUGAUUUGCGAUCUUUUCUAGAAGAUCGUGCGAAUUUUACAAAGAGUCAAAAAGCAAAAAUUCAAGCUUACAUAAAUCAACAAUUAUCAUUAAAUCGAAGUGCAUUUUCGAAAUAUACAACGAGCACAAAACUACCAAUCACAAAAUAUACGCUUGACAACAAGACGAACUUUUACUAUCAAAGAAAUACUACAAAAUCUCCAGGUUAUCACACAGAGACACUACUAUCUGAUGUGAAAGACUUUAAUCACACAAUCGAUACAGAAAUAAUGUUUUCAGACGAUGAUGUACAAUCAUUCUUAGAAGGUCGCGCGAAUUUUUCAAAGGAACAAAAAGCAAAGAUUGAGGCUUAUUUAAAUAAGCAAUCGUCAGCCAAUCGAAGUGCAUUUUCUAAAUACUUAACGAGCACAAAACUACCGACCACUAUAAAUGCUUCUCUUGAUAACGUAUAUUCUGAUCAUGGGAUCGAAGAUAUACGUUCCCAAGAUUAUGACUCGAAGAUACCAUUAUCGGAUUCGAAAAAUUUAAAUCGCACUAAAGACACAGAAGGAAUAUCAUUCUCUGAUGAUGAUUUACGAUCUUUUCUAGAAGAUCCAUCGAAUUUCACCAAGAGUCAAAAAGAGAAAAUUCAAGCUUAUUUAAAUAAGCAAUCAUCAACCAGUCGAAGUGAAUCUUUCAAAUCCUUACCGAGCACAAAACUACCAACCACAAAAUACACAUAUCAUGACAGCAAGAAAUCUCACUUUGACAACCAUGAUACACAGCCUCAAGACUAUCUCACGAAGACACCAUUAUCUGAUUCAAAAGACUUUAAUCCCACAAUCGAUACAGAAAUAUUUUUCUCCGACGAUGAUUUGCAAUCAUUCUUAGAAGGUCGUGCAAAUUUCUCGAAUAAUCAAAAAGAACAGAUUGAAACUUAUUUAAAUAAACAAUCAUCAACAAAUCGAAGUGCAUUUUCUAAAUACUUAACAAGUACAAAACUACCGGCUACUAUAUACGCUUCUCUUGAUAACGAAUAUCCUGAUUAUUCAAGCGAAGACAUACAGCUACAAGAUUAUGAUUCGAAGAUACCAUUAUCUGAUUCCAAAACUCUUAAUCGCAGUAAAGAUAAAGAAAGAAUAUUAUUCUCCGAUGAUGAUGUGCGGUCUUUCCUUGAAGGUCGAGCGAAUUUUUCAAAGAAACAAAAAGCACAGAUUGAAGCCUAUUUACGUACACGAUUGUCUUCCAACCGAAGUGCUUCUUUGAACUAUUCGACUAGCACAAAACUACCAGGCAGAAAAUAUACAUCUAUUGACAACAGAUAUCCUGAGUAUGAAAGUGGGAAUACACAAUCACAUUCUUAUCUAACAAAGACACCAUUAUUUGAUUCGAAAGAUCUUAAUCGCACAAUAGACACAGAAAACAUAUUAUUCUCAGACGAUGACUUACGAUCAUUUAUAGAAGGUCGAUCGAAUUUAUCAAAUAAUCAAAAAGAACAGAUUGAAGCCUAUCUAAAUAAACAAUCAUCAACAAAUCGAAGUGCAUUUUCUAAAUAUUUAACAAGUACAACACUACCGAUCACUAAAUAUGCACCUCUUCACAACGUAUAUCCUGACUAUGCAGGCGAAGAGAUUCAGUUGCAAGAUUAUGAUUCGAAGAUACCAUUAUCCGAUUCGAAAAUUUUUAAUCGCAGUAAAGACGAAGAAAGAAUAUUAUUCUCUGAUGACGAUGUGCGGUUUUUCCUUGAAGGUCGAUCGAAUUUUUCAAAGAAACAAAAGGCGCAGAUUGAAGCCUAUUUACGUACACGAUUGUCUUCCAAUCGAAGUGCCUCUUUGAACCAUUCGACGAGCACAAAACUACCAGGCAGAAAAUAUAUACCUACUGACAACGCGUAUCUUGACUAUGAAAGUGGGAAUACACAGCCACACUCUUAUCUAACAACGACACCAUUAUUUGAUUCGAAAGCUUUUAAUCGCACAAUAGAUAGAGAAAAGAUAUUAUUCUCAGAUGAUGACUUACGGUCAUUCCUUGAAGGCCGAGCAAAUUUAUCAGAAAAUCAAAAAGCGAAGAUCGAAGCUUAUUUAAGCAAACAAUUGUCAUCUAAUCGAAGUAUCUCUUCGAAAUUUCCAGCGAGUACAAAAUUCCCAGGCAAGAAAUAUACACAUGAUGAGAACGUGCAUGCUGACUACGAAAGUGAAGAUACACAGUUGCAAGAUUAUGAAUUGGAGAUACCAUUAUCUGAUUGGAAUGACUUCAAUCGUACACUUCAUGAAGACGGAAUACCAUUGUCUCUUGAUGACUUACGAUCUUUCCUAGAAGGUCGAGCUAAUUUGUCAAAAAAGCAAAAGGCGCAUAUUCGAGCUUAUCUUAGUAAACAACCUUCACGCAGCCACGACAUUUUUUUAAAAUAUUCAACGAGCACUAAGCUACCAAGCAGAAAAUAUCCAGCGGACGACAACCUAUAUCGAGACGAUCAAAUCGAUAGUAUGCAAUCACAAAGUGAUGUACCACGGACACCAUUAUUUCAUUCGAAAGAUUUUAAUCGCACAAUAGAUAGAGAAGAAAUAUUGUUCUCAGACGAUGAUUUGCGAUCAUUCCUAGAAGGCAGAGCGAAUUUGUCAAGGAAUCAAAAAGCACAAAUUGAAGCUUAUUUAAGUGAACAAGCGUCAUCUAAUCGAAGCACAUCUUCAAAAUAUUCAACACGCACAAAACUACCAGACGUAAAAUUCACGCUUGAUGACGGUCUGAAAUCAGAUGAUGAAAGCGAUGAUACGCAGUCUAAUGGUUAUGUGACAAAGAGACCGCUGUCUGAUUCGAAAGAUUUUAAUCAUACCAUAGACGAGGAAGGAAUAUUGUUCUCCGAUGAUGAUUUGCGAUCUUUUUUUGAUGGUCGAGCAAAUUUGUCAAAUAAUCAAAAAACUCAGAUAGAAGCUUAUUUAAGUAAACAAUCGUCAUCCAACCAAGAUUUUUUUUCGAAAUAUGCAACAAGUACCAAGAUAGCAACUCAACUAUAUACACCUGCUGGUAUCCAUGCUGACUACCAAAACGAAACGACGCAGUCGCAACAUUAUCUAAUAACGACACCAUUAUCCUACUCGAAAGAUUCUAAUCACACCAAAAGCACAGAAGGCGUUUCAUUCUCCGAUGAUAAUUUGCGAUCAUUCCUAGAAGGUCGAGCCAAUUUGUCAAACAAGCAAAAAGAACAAAUAAGAGCUUAUUUCAGUCACCACUCGUCACCCAAUCGAAGCAGUUUUCCAACACAUUCAACGAGCACCAAACCAGCAGUAACAAAUUAUACAUUUGAUGACAGCCUAUAUACAGAAUACGAAAGCGCAGACAAACAAUUGGCACAUAAUCAAUCAAAAGAUCCUAAUCACACAAUAGUUCAAGAAGGAAUAUUAUUUUCAGACGAUGAUUUACGAUCUUUCCUUCAAGGUCGAGCGAAUUUGUCAAAGAAGCAAAAAACCGAGAUUGCAGCUUAUCUCAAUAAACAAUCAUUAUCAGAUCCGAGCACCUUUUCAAAAUAUUCAACGAGCACCAAAGUACCAAGCAAAGAAUCUACAGCUGAAGACGAAAUACACCCUGGUCAUCAAAGUCAAAGUACACAAUCGCAACGCAAUCUUACAAAUACAAUAUUUUCCCAUCCGCCAGAUUUUAACCGCACUAUCCAUGCAGAAGAAAUAUUAUUUUCCAAUGCUGACUUACGAUCUGUCCUCGAAGGUCGACCUAAUUUGUCAAACAAGCAAAAGGAGCAGAUUCGAGCGUAUCUAAGUAAACAAUCAUCAUCCAACCAAAGCAUUCUUUUUACUUACCCAACGAGCACAAAACUACGUGCCCCAAAUUAUACAUUUAAUGGCAACCUAUAUCCUGAAUACGAAAGCGAAGACACACAAUUCCCAGAUAAUCAUUCAAAAGAUCGUAAUGACACCAUGCCCCACGAAGGAAUAUUAUUCUCAGUCGAAGAUUUACGAUCAUUCCUAGAAGGUCGAGCGAAUUUGUCAAGAAAUCAAAAAGCACAAAUUGAAGCUUACUUAAGCAAACAACCACCAUCGGAUCGAAGUAUAUUUUCACAAUAUUCACUGAGCACUAAGCUGCCAAGCAGAGAAUCUCCAGCUGAUGGCAAAGUAUACACUGAUCAUCCAAGCCAAAGCACACAGUCACCACGCCAUCUUACAAAGGUACCAUCAUCCGAUUUGCGAGAUUUUAACCGUACUAUCCAUGCUGAAGGAAUAUUAUUUUCAAAUGAUGACUUACGAUCUUUNAAGUCUGUUUAA
This is a messenger RNA of Rotaria sp. Silwood2, 4986 nucleotides long. The record is from the annotation of a GenBank genome assembly. Lineage: Eukaryota; Metazoa; Rotifera; Eurotatoria; Philodinida; Philodinidae.